UGUUCGCCACAUUAUCGUUUACGCAGCAAAAAUAAAAAUCAUGUCGAAAGAAAUAAGUCGGCUGGAAACAUUUGGUAAAAUUUCGACCCUUACACCAUGUUCCCAGAAAAAAAUGCGAAAACCUUUAGUAUUUAUUUCGCUUUUGGUCGUUGUUGCAAAUUCCGCAUGGAAAUGGGACACUCUCGAACUCUCCAAGUAUACCAAAAAUUCCGACAGAAUUCACUACAUUACGUUUAAAUUGGCAUUGUGGAUUUCAUACGCUGUGGCACGACUUGCAUUUCUGAUCUCUGCCCCCCAUUUCAUCCAGUUGUACUCGGAGGCUAAACAAUAUGCCCAGGAUUUCAUGCAUCAAGACGAAAAAAAGGUAGCGAGGAGGUUCAAAUGCAUCUCGCUCAUCUUUCUGAACACGAUUUUCUUCGGACAAAUUUUGGAAUUUGUAAUUCGUCAUUUUUUUCAAGAAAACAAUCCCGCAGAACUUGAUCACUGCGAACGUGUCCUCUUCCCAUGUAAAACCUUCCACUGGGUGCAUUUUGGAAUCACUGCAUUCUUUCACGUUCUGGACUCAAUGACACUCUAUUAUUUGACAUACUUCGCAAUCACGAUGUCAAAUUUUCUUAUCAAAAUUUUGGACCAUUUCCAACAGAAAGUAGUGAAACGGUUGGAUUCAUCUCGGGGUAACGUUAAUAUUGAUUUUGUUACCCCGAUAUUCAUCCUGAAGCAGCAUGGACAGCCAGAUAAGGACGGAAAGGUGGAGAAUAGUGGGAUAAAAGGUGGCCAAGAAAGCGACAAGACGAAUAUUCACGCCCAAUUCUCCAGAAUCAAGGAACUCUUCAACAGUAUGAAUUGCGCGAUUGGUACUCCGAUGAUUGUCUCGAGUUUCGCAGACAUUUUGGUCAUGAUUUGCAUCAUUUAUUCCUUUAUUCCGAGGUUGGAAAGAGGUGGUUAUGGUGGAGGUGGAGCAGGAAGAGGUCCGUAUGGUGGUUGGGGUGGCGGUGGGGGUGGAGACAGGGGCAUGAUUAUUCCCGGAGGAGAAGAAAUGCAACCAGGUUUUAAUACCACGGUCGAUAACGUCAGCAAUUAUACUGGAACGGAAUAUUAUGAAAAUCAUGUUGACGGAGGAUAUCACACAUACGGAGGAGCAGAAUCCUAUAUUCCGAAAUCUGGAUAUCAUUCGAUGCAGGGAAUUCAAUUUUCGUACGUCUUUGCAGUAUUAUAUGAGGCACGGAUGCUGUUGGUAGCGUUAGUUGGAACUUUCCUGAAAUUUGAGAUUCAGAAAAUGAAGGACAUUCUGGACGACAAGAUUCAUCAGAAAUCUGGGCGUGGAGAAAAAAUGUGGCUCAGUUCAACCGCGGGGGAGGAGGAAGAAGAACUUGAGUCGGUGGUGGAUCGCGUGGGGAAAUGGAGCUGGUCAUUACGACCGAUGGAUAUGUUCAAUGUGGAUUUGAGCGUCAUUCCAACGAUGAUGGCCUGCGUCAUGACAUAUGUUGUGGUCCUACUGCAAAUCCAAAUCUCAGAAACGUGAAGUCAAAUAUGUACAUACGCACAACAUUGUGUGAUUUCCGACACUUUUAAUCAUAAUAAUUAUGUUUAGAUGUCGCACGUACUUUAUGGUACGCAAAUUAUUGUUUUCAUGGAUUUCAUGCAUUGUUAGGUAGGCUUGCAUUAAAAAUUCUACCAAAAAUAAGUAAAUAAAUCACGCUAUGUCUACAGAUGUA
Molecule: messenger RNA, 1715 nt
Organism: Folsomia candida
Lineage: Eukaryota; Metazoa; Arthropoda; Collembola; Entomobryomorpha; Isotomidae
Exons: 3
Coding region: 41-1522 (493 amino acids)
Source: RefSeq, a predicted model, not a curated record